Gossypium arboreum is the source of this 2198-nucleotide messenger RNA. RefSeq lists its product as uncharacterized. The coding region runs from base 808 to 1896 and encodes 362 amino acids. Lineage: Eukaryota; Viridiplantae; Streptophyta; Magnoliopsida; Malvales; Malvaceae. The record is from RefSeq and is a predicted model, not a curated record. The transcript has a single exon.
UCGUUUUUCAUUCAAGGAUUGGGUGCAAGAUAUCUUUACAAGGCAAAGACCACGUUUGUGAAAACUCUUCGAACAAUAAGCCACAUCUGGAGUCUGGAGUCUGGACUCUUUGGAAAGUUUAACUUCCCAAGGGGCCUUCGGCCCUCUAAUCAGAAUCAUACUUAUUCGUUGCAUGCAAUAGGAGACGACCAGCUAACACAUGGACGACCGCCAAACUUAACCGACUGAUGGAACCUCCAAAGCUAAAAGUGGAAGUGCUGAGGACAUAAAUACAACAACCAAGCAAUCCUAAUAGGUGUAGCCACGCAUGGCCGCCAAAGCCACACGCGUUGUAACCGGAGGGUGUUUUUUAUUGGUGUAAGUUCGAGUGCGGGAUCGAAUUAUAUGCCUCGCUUCGCUUGUUUAAAAAAAAUACUAAAUACUAAAUUUUGCUUUCAUAUUGCUCUGUUUGUAUGUAGUAGAUGUAGAGUUUUCAGAUGAAAGCAUGAUUAUGUGUUAGCAUGCACGGAUACACUUGUUAUUGCAAAUCCCACAUGUCUAUAUCUUCUUAUAAGUUCCUAAAACACGUACCGAUUAUUCAAUAUCCAAAUGUCAGUGUAUCCUGCCUCUUGGUUCAUGUUGCCUUGCACUCAUUAGUUGAUUUCUGCUUUCUACCUAUUCACGAAAGCCUAUCAAUCUUCAGUUUCAUAAUUUAUAAAUCCCCCCUUCUUCCUCCUGUGUGUUGACUAUAUAUACUCUUUGCCUAAGAUCUUUUGCUUCAACAAUUGGUUGAAUUUUGCGUGUGAAAUCUGAAAGGAAGAAGGCACCAUGAUUAAGACGUUGAGUCCUUACUCCACCACAGCUACAACAGCUGAAAUCAUGUCAAGGUAUAGGCCAAUAGCUCCGAAACCUGAUGUACCUGCAAACUCCAUGAAUGAGAGCUCAGGUAUGUCUCAAAAGAUGAUGCAAUCUCCUUAUCUCAGGAGUCUGUGGUGUCAUCUGCAGGCUAGGCCUACUAGGGCUAGAAAGAGAGGUAGAGUCGCUUUAUCAUCAACAACACCACUCAAGAGAGCAAGGACUCAAGUCCUAGCGCUCUCUUCACCGAGUCUCAUAACAUCCCCCGCAAAAAACCUCUCUUUGCAAGGUUUUUCACACGGUAUUCCUCACCUUUCUAUUCCUAACUUUGGUGGAAGCUUGGAUAGUUCUUCUACACCAACAGCAAGUUUGAUGCCGCUUCCCCUCCUUCCAUGCCCUCCCUCAGUACCUGUCGUUGCCAACUAUGCGACAAUACUUGAAUUGAAUUGCAUGGAACCUUGUGGAGGAGAAAAGUUAAUAGAUUUGAACACAAUUGUUGAAAUUCCUGAAGAGAAAGAUCUAUUGAAGCAGCUCCAAGGUCCUCCAGCGAGCAACAUUAUAGCACCUCAACCGAUUCGACCAGUGGGCUCCAUUAUCUAUGUUGGGUGCAUCAAAAAGAAUCCAAUCCUAACCCCACGAAUGCAAGUCCUGAAGAAAGGAGAGGAGGUUGAAGAAUUGGUUGAGUCCGAUGCCUUACCGGCAGUGAUUUCCGACUCAAACAACAAGGUUAGAUUGGCAAAUUCUGCUUACAAAGAGAUGGUGGGUCAACCAGAAUGUCCAUGGUUGGACUCUGUGGUGACAGGUGAAGGAAGAGCCCUAGGCAACUCAUGCAAGAAAAUCUGUGGGGAAGUAGUACUCCAUUUAUCAGAAUCUGAUUCGAGGUUGACAGUUAGAUCAAAGGGUUUUUCAUGUUGGGCGAGGAUUGAGUGGGGAAGUAAAGGGAAGAAGAGAUCAGUCAAAGCGUUCUGUGAGGUCAUCAAAUUAUCUUGUCGGUCAAAGGACUAUCUCUUCACGUGGAGGUUCCAACCAUAUCAACAAGAAGAAGGAAGAAUCACAUUUUAGGCACUCCAGUCUUUGCAAUUUGAAUGGGAUACAGCUGUUUUACAGCAAAAAUGCACCUUAGCUAGCUAACUAGUGUUCUCAAUGUAUAGUUAAGAGACAUGUUAUAUCAAGUAUACAGUGUAGUAAUUUUUGUCGUUAUCUUUUGUGUGUCCAUAUAUGCCAAGUUUUUACUCCAUUGUUUCAACUUUCUUUGUAGCUUAUUUUAACAAUCACCAAAAAAUAUGAUUGGAACUGAUUAUCUUGGCAUACAACUUAAUUCGGCAAUUAAUUUAUAUAAUAUAGUAUAAGAAAUAUUUUGUUGA